UCUUGUGAGGUUGCUGACCAAUCACAGACCAACACCGCAAAGAAACGCAUUUAAAAUUAAUUACUUUCAUCAUGGUAAAUACUACUGUCUCGCAGAGCUAGGUCACAUCUUACUGUAUUCUGUCAGGGCAGAGAAAAGAGGCAAGAUGAAUUCCAAAUUAAUAUUUCUCCUAGUCCUUGCAUUUGUGUGCUACGCACAUGCUAGAUCGACAAAAGGUUCCAAACGUUGUUGUCCUUGUUGUCCACCUCCCCCACCACCUCCACCACCAACGCAACAGAUUGCCGGACCAAUGGGACCAAUGGGACCACCAGGAUGUUCCGGACCACCCGGAUCCCCCGGAUGUCCCGGAUGGAAGGGAUGCACUGGACCCAUCGGUCUCCCAGGACCACCCGGCCUCCCCGGCCCAAUCGGUGCACCCGGACCAAUGGGACCUAAGGGAUGCGGCGGCGCCCCUGGUCUGCCAGGAUGUCCUGGACUCAAAGGAUGCCCAGGAUGCUCCGGACCACCCGGACCUCCCGGACCAGCUGGACCCCAGGGAGCUCCUGGAGCUCCUGCCCCUGCCCCCUGUCCACCCCCACCACCACCACCAUGUUGUCCUGCUCCCGCCUGCUGCAAAAGGAAUCACAAGACAUCACCAGAACCACUGAAAGCCAAUAGCCCAGGUCAUCAUUUGAUCAAGAACAUCAGGAAAAGUCAUGACUAAAAGAAAGUUAUUGUAUGCAAAGUGUUUUACUGAAAACCCAGUUGACAAUUUUUGAGAUCGUCAAGAGCAUGAAAUCUGGAAAACCGACGUUAAAAAAAUGCGAAAGUAUAAAACCAAGCAUGUAAAACGUGGUGUUUGACCAAUUAAAUGAAUUAAAGACAAAUUGUUAAACAA
Molecule: messenger RNA, 877 nt
Organism: Orbicella faveolata
Lineage: Eukaryota; Metazoa; Cnidaria; Anthozoa; Scleractinia; Merulinidae
Biological process (GO): extracellular matrix organization
Molecular function (GO): extracellular matrix structural constituent conferring tensile strength
Source: RefSeq, a predicted model, not a curated record